AUGGCAGCUCCGAUUUGCAUCCGAGCAGCGACUCACCGCUUACUGACAACGCCAGUGAAGGAGCUUCCCUCGAUUGCGACCUACGUUGCGACAGCUGUCGCUGAUUGUGGAAGUAUAUUAUCGGUGCCUCAAAGUCAGAAAAAAGCUUCAAGGGAGUCAGACAAUGCAUUGCUGGUGCAAAAAUUGAAAACCCGCAUCACAAAUCUCUUAGGAGAUCAGAGCGUUGAAGGGCGGUGGACUGGAGUUAUACUUGUUAAGGCAAUGAUAGAAGCGGGACAAUGGGAGAUUCUCCGUGGCUGCGAAGCUUGGGUUCGGGGCCUUCUAGGUAUUCUAGGGCUCUCCCUCAUUACUUUGACGCGCAUAUUCCGAUUGACUUAUCCAUACCAAACCUUGGUGCGAGAAAUAACCACACCGUCGCUGCCCACUUUUAUUACAUCUUGUUUGAAUUUGGUUUCUGUGAAACCAAUAGAUGGGCAAGCGAGACAACUGAAAAGAAUUAAUCCAUUGCUUGACACCGUUCUGCGUGUAUUUCUCGAGUUGCUCCCCCAUCAUCCUACCAUUUUUCGUCCAUUUUCGUCGCAAAUCCAUGGCCUGAUAUUGCCCCUCAUUGCGCCGUUUGGCGUUUCUGGUUCAUUAUCAAGGUCGGGCAUACGCCUGGCCCAACGGCUCUUCAUCACCCUACAUCAAUGUGCACCAAAGAAUACUGGCGGAGAAGAAUGGCUUAAGGCUUGUAGGUCUACAAUAUCGUCCGUACAUCAGACAAGUGAUCACUUGUUCCGAGGUGUUGUGGAACAGUGGGAGUCUGUUGAUACCACCUUCCGCCGCCCAUCUAGACCAAAAAAUUACGAUCACCCGGUUGGAGAUGGUCACCCCGACGCGCUUGGGUCUCCAACCUGGCAAGUGGCAAUUCCAUUAGGAUCCAUACUUGAUUUAUCCAGUCGUUUAGUCUCAGUGACAUCCCCCUCAUCAGAGGACGCCUCACAAUGUGUGACAGAUUUAAAUCCCGAAGUUGGCCGGGAGGAAAGGGAGAGCCUUUGGGCUGAGUUACCCCGGCUUCACAUUGCAGUUCUAGAUCUUUUGCGCACUAUCGUCGAAAGAUUGGGCCUAGGAAGCAUCUCGAUUGCCCAAAGUUGUCUUGAGCAAACCCUUUGGAUAUUUGAAGCCGAAUAUAGCAAUAUUCACAUACGCAUUGCCGUUUACAAAGUGUUAAAUACUCUGCUUCCUAUUAUUGGUCCAUCCAUCAUAAAACCUGGUGUAACGCCCUUGGCAUCAAUAGUCCGAUCCGCGUGCCAGGACCUUUUACCGUCCUCUAUGAGCAAUGCUGUGGAUGAUAAUCAACAUCUUAAUGGAAAAUCUGCUGCGAAGCCAAAUCCAACGACAAGCAAUGUGGACUCUUUCCUGAAUAUAAACCACAAAGCUAGCAUUGACGCGGAACAUCCCCUUCCGGGUCUGAAAAGUGCGGCUGCAGAUCUUCUCACAAGUCUCCUCACAUUCCUAACCGGCUGA
Histoplasma mississippiense is the source of this 1506-nucleotide messenger RNA. RefSeq lists its product with no specific name. The coding region runs from base 1 to 1506 and encodes 501 amino acids. NCBI's taxonomy places the organism in Eukaryota, Fungi, Ascomycota, Eurotiomycetes, Onygenales, Ajellomycetaceae. The transcript is spliced from 3 exons. Gene Ontology annotation, biological process: rRNA processing. Gene Ontology annotation, cellular component: nucleus. The record is from RefSeq and is a predicted model, not a curated record.